CUCCAUAAUCAUCCACACUUACUAAAACAAAAAAUAAAAAUGGCAACCAUCUCAGCUACUACUGCAACUGCAUCGAUCACUCGUGCAUGUCUUGUACAAAAGAGACCUCUUGCAGUUUCAUCCUCUCCUGUUCUUGGAUUGCCAACAAUGGCUAAGGUUGGAAGAGUGAGGUGUUCAAUGGAGGGAAAGCCUUCUUCUGUGCAAGAAAGCAACUCAAAGGUAGGAAUGGGAGCAUCUAUGUUAGCAGCUGCAUGUGCUGCAGCCAUGUCAAGCCCAGCAGCUAUGGCAUUGGUGGAUGAAAGAAUGAGUACUGAAGGAACAGGACUUCCCUUUGGACUAAGUAACAACCUUCUUGGUUGGAUCCUUUUUGGUGUGUUUGGUCUUAUUUGGGCUCUCUAUUUUAUUUACGCUUCGAGUCUUGAGGAGGAUGAAGAAUCUGGAUUGUCCCUUUAAAUUGCUUAAAAUGAAUCAUGGAUUGUAGAAAAGUACUUCUGUUAUCUUCUGUGAUGAUAUGUAUCAAAAUAACUUCUGUUGUUGAUUAUUACUUCUUCUUUCUUUCCUGAAA
Molecule: messenger RNA, 565 nt
Organism: Trifolium pratense (red clover)
Lineage: Eukaryota; Viridiplantae; Streptophyta; Magnoliopsida; Fabales; Fabaceae
Product: photosystem II reaction center W protein, chloroplastic-like
Exons: 2
Coding region: 40-453 (137 amino acids)
Biological process (GO): photosynthesis
Cellular component (GO): photosystem II; chloroplast
Source: RefSeq, a predicted model, not a curated record